Molecule: messenger RNA, 1796 nt
Organism: Vigna angularis (adzuki bean)
Lineage: Eukaryota; Viridiplantae; Streptophyta; Magnoliopsida; Fabales; Fabaceae
Product: transcription factor TCP12
Exons: 2
Coding region: 480-1589 (369 amino acids)
Biological process (GO): regulation of secondary shoot formation
Cellular component (GO): nucleus
Molecular function (GO): DNA-binding transcription factor activity; sequence-specific DNA binding
Source: RefSeq, a predicted model, not a curated record
UCUCUCAUAAUUCAACCCUCUCAUAUGCUUAUAACAAGGUAUUAUUGUCUAUGUGCUGUCAUUCUCACACUGUACCACUCUUUUCUUCGGCCUCCCAAUUCCACUGUGCCUCCACUCUCACACAAACUAACACACACACACGAACACACACACACUUAUAAGCUGCUGCAUCAUAUCCGUAGCCUUGUCCCUCUCACUCAUCAGACUCACCCCUAGGUGAAAAUAAAUAACUUUAGUACUGGCUGCUAGUAAGUAUCUUGAUUAGUAACACUCACAUGCUUAUGUUAUGUCUUCCUUUACUUGCAGGGUAACAGCCAAAACCAAAAAGAAAAUGAGAGGUUCUUUCUUUUUCAUUAGGGAUAUAGAUGCAGCAAAGAUGUCGUUCUCAGCCAUUCAAACUCCCAACCAAUAACCAGUUCCAUCCUGAAGGGUAGGGUUAUUAUUUUGGUGCAGUCUCCAGCUAAAUAUUAAUUCCAGAUAUGUAUUCUUCAAAUACCUCCCUCAACGGCAAUGACCUACUCUCGUACCCUAGCCAACCAUUUUGCUUUAGGCCUUUUUCCUUUGAAAGCAACCCAACCAAUUCUUCAAAAGAUCAAUCCAAUUCCAAUUACGCCCUUCCUCCUCCUCUUCCUCCUCCUUUGUCCUUUCUUCAAUCCUUUGACGAAAAUAUCUUUCUCGAACAUCACCAUGACUUUCUCUUACUUCACCCCUCUCUAGCCGACCCCGGAUUCUCAAAAAACCUUCACGUUGCUCCCGAAAUCCCCGCAACUCCCUCCUUCGGACAAGGUGGCGCCGCCCCUAUGGACCACACUACAAGAAAGAGGUCCUGCAAGAGAGAUCGCCACAGCAAAAUCAACACCGCACGAGGCCUCAGAGACCGAAGAAUGAGGCUGUCCCUCGAAGUUGCAAAGAGGUUCUUCGGGUUGCAAGACAUGCUAGGCUUUGACAAGGCCAGCAAAACCGUCGAGUGGCUACUAAACCAAGCAAAAGUCGAAAUCAAACAACUUGCUAGGGAAAAAAACAGUGUUGGUGGUGCCAAGAGUGCAUCAUCGACUUCUGAAUGCGAAGGGGUGUCUAGCUUGGACGAGGUUGUCGUGAGUGGAGUUAACGAGGAGCAAGAGAGGCAGACACCCAACAUGAAGAGAAGAACAAGUAAGGUUUGUAGAAAGAGUGCAUUCAAUACCAUCGAUAAGGAAUCGAGGGAAAAGGCAAGAGAAAGGGCGAGAGAAAGAACAAUAGAGAAGAUGAGGACUCGAAGAGUACUUGCUGCAGAUGCUUCAAACCUUAACCGUUUGAGUUCUUGGAACCCCUUUGAAACGGUUGAAGACUCUGCGGGUACUCAGAGCCAAAGCGUGAACCACCCCUCCUUGGAUGCACACCUUCCCGAGGCCGAAGAACCAACUUCUCACGCUAAGGAACAUUUGGAGGACAUAGCGCGCCAUGAAGACAAUUCUUUGGUGAUCAUGAACAAGUGGAGCCCAACCAUGAUAUUCAAUUCUCUAAACAACUCAGCAAUCCUUCACGAACAUCAAUUUGCAGAAUUUCAGUCCUUGGGAAAACCUUGGGAAACCUACAACGAUCACAUCUAGUAUUUGCGCUCAACUUGGAUUGCACCCAUCAUGUGUUUGUGUCAGCAGAAUAAAAUACAAUCAUGCUAUGUAUUUCUUUACUUUCCUUUUGGCAUGUAAUGUGGUAAGGUAUCUUCCCAUCAACUACCAUAUGGGAAAAAUAUUUCGUGAAUUCUAAUUUGUAUGUUAUCUCUAUAUAUUAAAUUUUACUUCUUUCUUUUACCUCCA